AAGCAUAAAGCAGCUUUUGGUAACGCUCAUCGCUGUGAGUGACGACGAUCACCAAACCCUUCCGUACUACACUCUCAAUACAAUCUAUAUAUCCCAACGCACACUUCACUCCUUCCUUCAAGUACACUCAUUUUUCUUUUCUUUUCUCUCCAUAUUCUUGUAAAUUUUGGCUCCUUCCUCAAUGAUACCAGGGCCACUCGGAAACAAGUGUGCAUAAUGGAGGGCCAAGAUCUCUCUCCACCCCGCAUGGACACAUCUCGACCGUCCCUCGGCUUCCCCUUGGGCACUGCCCUCCUCUUGAUCAUCAUCUUCAGCCUCAGCGGCAUCUUCUCCUGUUGCUACCACUGGGACAAGUUACGCUCCUUCCGUCAAUCCCACCCUGCUCCCUCCCACGCCCAAUCCCAACCCUCCACGGAGCUGAAGCAAAGCAAGGGUGAGAGCUUACCGGUGCUGAUGCCUGGGGAUGAAGUGCCUAAGUUCAUAGCCAUGCCUUGCCCGUGUCAACCUUCACGGCCGGAGACUAUCGUUGUCACCGUCGAGAAACCGCCGCAUAAACCGCCGCUCGUGGUGCUACCUUUGUGUUAAUUAAUUAGCACCAGAAGUAUGUUAAUUAAUCGUGGGUGCUGUGUUACAGUGUAUAUAUGUGCAUGUUAUUGCCACGGCCAUUUGUUCUAUGACCCACUGAAGACGGUAAGGUUUAAGAGAGCAAAAAAAAAAAUAGAUUAAGGAUUAAAGGAUGUAUACGUAGGUACCAGGUCAAUUCCCAGAUCGUGACCACUUCAUUUGUGUUGUUCUUCUAUGUAAUUAUUAAUUUAAAAAAACCAGCUUUACUUUUAUCAACUUUCA
This is a messenger RNA of Glycine soja, 846 nucleotides long. RefSeq lists its product as uncharacterized. Lineage: Eukaryota; Viridiplantae; Streptophyta; Magnoliopsida; Fabales; Fabaceae. The record is from RefSeq and is a predicted model, not a curated record. The transcript has 2 exons. The coding region runs from base 217 to 585 and encodes 122 amino acids.